Molecule: messenger RNA, 840 nt
Organism: Lolium rigidum
Lineage: Eukaryota; Viridiplantae; Streptophyta; Magnoliopsida; Poales; Poaceae
Product: transcription factor bHLH14-like
Exons: 1
Coding region: 1-840 (279 amino acids)
Biological process (GO): regulation of DNA-templated transcription
Cellular component (GO): nucleus
Molecular function (GO): DNA-binding transcription factor activity; transcription cis-regulatory region binding; protein dimerization activity
Source: RefSeq, a predicted model, not a curated record
AUGGAUGAACUGUUCGCCCCGCCCGCUUCCUUCUUCCCGCCGUCUCCUCCGCCGCAACUCUCCAACGUCGACGGCAACCACCAGUUUCCCGAGUUGGCCUCCUGCGAGGUCCCUCAGCAAUGGCUGCUCGGCGACGUUGUCGUGCCGCCCAAGAGCGAGGGUAGCGGCUACCUCUGGUCUGGGCGAUCCUUUCUCUCCCCGGAAUCUGAGCUAUCCGAACUGCCGUCCGUCGGACCCCUAUCCCCGACGAUGACGCCACCGACGGUGGUGAAGCGGCGCGGGCGGAAGCCACGGCCCCAGACCGAGAGGCCAACCGUGGGCCACGUGGAGGCCGAGCGGCAGCGCCGGGACAAGCUGAACCGUCGCUUCUGCGAUCUCCGCGCCGCCGUUCCCACAGUCUCCCGCAUGGACAAGGCCUCCCUCCUCGCCGACGCUACGAACUACAUCGCCGAGUUGACCGCCCGCAUCGCGCGCCUGGAGGACGAGUCCCGGCAGGCCACCGCAGCUUCACGCGGCGGUGCCGCCGCCCCAUCCUCCCAGUACCACGACAUAGCAGGCGGUGAGGAGGCGGUGGAGGUGCAGACGGUGAUGGGGCGAGAGGCUGCGGCAGCCUUGCUCCGAGUGACGAGCGUGGGGGGAGGAGCGGCGCAGCACGCGCCGGCGCGGCUGAUGGGUGCGCUCCGGUCGCUGGAGCUGAGGGUGCAGCACGCGUGCGUGAGCCGGGUGCAGGGCGUGACGGUGCAAGACGUGGUCGUGGACGUGCCCCCCGCGCUACAGCAAGACGACGGCGGCGCAGCACUCCGCACCACGCUCAUCCAGAGGCUGCACGACACUAGCUAG